Molecule: messenger RNA, 681 nt
Organism: Bemisia tabaci
Lineage: Eukaryota; Metazoa; Arthropoda; Insecta; Hemiptera; Aleyrodidae
Source: RefSeq, a predicted model, not a curated record
UGGGAGAAUGCGAGAGGAGAAAAAAAUUGAACGCAUUCAUCAUCAGUUAUGUCUCAACUGCGGGUGCGAGUGCUGUGGUUGUUCGUUACUGGACUCGUGUUCCUACAGACAAGCAAAGCGAUCUUCAAAGUGCCAGAUUUGCACCCGUCCUCGACGCAGGAGACCAAGAUAUUCUGGCUCAGGAUUAUUCGUUACGUGGACGUGUGCAACGACAUGUUGUACUCUUUCUCCCGGACGGUGCGGGCCCAAGCGGAGGCCAACUGCGAGAAAGGCGCCCAGCUCCUACGGAAUCUACCCUCGUCGACCAUCGGGAUAAACUGCCACCCCACGGCUUCCGCAUGCAUCAAGAGUUCCCUCUUCGGCGGCAGGUACUGCACUUUCACGUGUUCUGGCACUUCUGGCAGUUACCAGAAGGCCCUUAGGAAACUCGUCGAACCAAAACCGAUCAGAAGGAACAAAACUGCAGCUUACAGCACGGCCGCAACUUACGACACCAAGAGAGGCAUUAAAGUUCACGAGAGUCUCUACCCAUCUUCGCCUUAGUCGGAGACGAAUCGUCGUUCCUUCGAAGAAUUGAUGUAACUUCUUUUAGAUACAAAUCAUGGCGCCCGUGGCGAAUGAUGGCAAAUUUAUUUAUAGUAAUAUAGUAUUAAUAAUUGUACAGAAUUAAUAAUAUAUCAA